ACUCGCUGCGGCUGAUCGGAGAUAAUAAUCUUUUGACACUGUAUCCACAGUUAGCUCAUCAAGCCGCACCGCGAGAUCCAAAAACCAGACGACGCGAUCCUCAUUUCCCGAAAGGGGCAUACAUCUCGUCUGUCUGCCUCUCCCCCUCCCUAACGUGGUCCGCAGACGACGAGGGCGCACUGGUAGCGAUCUAGAGUCGAUCGCGAAAUACGAUUACAGAAUCCACUCUUCCGGUAGCCAGCGUGGUUCUGCUGCGACAAGAUCAGAAUCCCACACUGACAUUUUCUCGUGCCGCACAAGAUGACUUCGUUUCUACCAGUGAACAAUAUCCCCGCGCCUCGGGAUCACACCAUGGAUGAUGCUACGACACCUACAACUCCUCGACCGAACUCGACUAAUCUACCUAGAAAACACGAGAGCUCUCCGCAAUCACAAACGAAAAAUAGUGAAGACGGCACUCAAAAUACACAGAACUUGGCUGAAGAAGGCUCCCGGUCGAAUGAUACGGCACAGUCGAACUCGGCUUCUUCGAAUAAAGAAAGCCGCUCCCCACAGCAAGCUACAGACGACAACGCUGCUGAAUCAGAUGGUGAUCGGGAUGGUUCUGGAAACGAGUCUGAUCAUGGUGGAUCUGGGCCUCCUUCAAAGAAGAAGAAAGGACAGCGCUUCUUCUGCACGGAUUUCCCGCCUUGCAACUUGAGCUUUACCAGAAGUGAGCAUCUCGCGCGGCACAUUCGGAAGCACACUGGAGAGCGUCCCUUCCAAUGUCAUUGUUCCAGACGGUUUUCACGCCUCGACAACCUGCGCCAGCAUGCUCAGACUGUUCACGUCAACGAAGAGAUCCCUGGCGAUUCCCUUGCCGCCACAGGCACCCGAUUUCAACGCCAGAUUCGUACGGACCGCGUUCGACCUCAAGGCAGAGCGCGAGCAGGUACCGCAGGCAGUCAAGGAACACAUAGUCGGGGUCAUAGCAGAAAUCUUUCCGCUUCCAGCAUCACCUCGACAGCGUCCACUUUCAGUCAGAGCCAGGACAUUCGACGUCGGCCUCCACCUUUGAUUAUGGCCAAUGACGGCACGGCAAGGGCCAGGUUGACACUGGACACGAUGGGUGAACCUCCGACUACACCUCCCGCCCAGAUUCGAGUUGGACCGCCAGGUCAGUCUCCUAGUGGACCGCAUUAUGCACCUGCGAGUGCGUUCCCUUCUGCCGGCGGCAGUCCUCAUUUCGGCUCUCCCAUGUCGAGCACUUCGCAUGCUUCUGGAUUCUGGGACGGCAAGACAGCUGCCCGCCGUUUGUCUGUCCCAUCAGGACCCAACCCAUUCAUUCCUCCUCAUGGCACCACAUAUCCUCCCACCUAUGUCAGUUCUCUGCCUCCCUCUCAUCCUUCAUAUUCAAACAGCGGCGUCUUUGCUAGCCCUGCCAGCUCGAAUUACUCUUUGUCGCGGGAAGAGCCCACCCUUAGCCCCGCUGAAGCGGAGUUGCGGAGGAGGACGUGGCACCCCUCGACUUAUUCUGGCUAUCCCAGACCCGCGACAAGCGGUUUGAGCCACUACCAGACCCCCGAGACUCUGCAACCCGCGUUCGGGUCCGGCACCUCAGGGGAACAGCCACCUCGGCUGCCAGGUAUUGAGAGCUUCGACAAAGUGAUCCCACAGCAUCGGCCAAUGACACCCCCGGUUCGUAAACCGAGCCCAAUGCAGAUUGACGGUGGAGGUAGACCGCAGGGAAUUACGCCAGGCUUUGCUCCCCAUGGACUACCAACUGUUCGUCCGCCACCUCCGAUCUCCGGCCCAGGACAUCGACGGGGCCAUGUUUCCUGGGACAUGUCUCUGCACAGACUCGAUAUCUCCGACAGACCUUCGCCGAGAGAUCCGCCGCACUGGGGAUCAAGCAGCAUUCCCGAAAGUCACAGUACAGUGUCGCGUACUUUUGGUCCAUACGGAGUGAGUCGUGACCAUCCGGACAACCGUGAGCCGGGCCAGGCUCCCGAACCGAGCACUCCGCAGAAUAAGAGAAGCUCAUGGUAUAAUGGACCGCCAUCUAGUAAUGUCCCUGGCUCUCAGGCGAAUCGUACGUCUCCUGAAGAUUCCAGCAGCAGCGAGGGUGUGACCACGCCCUCGACCUCCUCCCUCGAGUACCAUCCAGCUAUAGUACACAGCAAUGGUUAUGUGGAGCCUCACCAUCCACCGCUCCCGGUUGAAGCAUCUCACAGUGCCUGUGCUCCACUCCCUCAUCCAGCUCCUGGUUAUCAAACGAAUCCUGGGAACGGCGCACGUUCAGACUUCUUCGGGGCUUCUUCCAACCACGGAGGUGGCAUGGGUCGCUUGGAGGCUCUUGUGGCUGUUGCAACCAGUGAGAAUAAAGGGGGAACAAAGCUCUACAUUUGAGAGGAGACAGAUAAUACAUGAUGAAUUGUCAUAUACUCGGCCAGGCUGUUGAUACUUCCUCGCAGGAGAUUAGCAGCGAUUGACCCCCCUUUUUCGUGUGUGCCGAAGACUAUCCGGCCUUCCGGUUCCUUACGUCGGUCUUUUCUUUUCUUUCUUUUUUUCCCCGUCUCCUUCGGUUUGAAAUAAGGGUACUCUCUGGUAUCUACCUCUCCUUCUGUCG
Messenger RNA from Paecilomyces variotii, 2608 nucleotides. Its product is annotated as putative C2H2 transcription factor. Bases 301 to 2388 code for a protein of 695 amino acids. Lineage: Eukaryota; Fungi; Ascomycota; Eurotiomycetes; Eurotiales; Thermoascaceae. Gene Ontology annotation, biological process: regulation of transcription by RNA polymerase II. The transcript has 3 exons. Gene Ontology annotation, molecular function: DNA-binding transcription factor activity, RNA polymerase II-specific; RNA polymerase II cis-regulatory region sequence-specific DNA binding. The record is from RefSeq and is a predicted model, not a curated record.